AUGGCUUCCAGGUUCGGAGCCUCGUCCCUGCACCAGCGCGACUCGCGCAGCGACCUCUUCAAGGGAUACACCGGCGCGGGAAGCAGGCCGGUCAGCGCCAGUCCCGGUCGGCAGCAGCAACUAGGCGGCGGGUACGGGUACGGCGGGUACCAGCCGAGCAACGGCAGCACCAGCACCAGCCAUCUUGGUGUGUCAGAAAGCAGGGGAGGUUACAGGCCGGCGACGCCGAACAGGAAGGGCCAGUACAGCGACGCGGUGCUCAACGAGCUCGAGAGCCAGAAUGAUGAGCAAGUCGAGGGUAUUUUGGGCAAGGUGAAGCUGUUGAAGGACAUGACCGUGGCGAUUGGCGAUGAAAUCCGCGAGUCGUCGGCUCUAGCCGAAAAGAUGAACGAGGGCUUCGACCAGACACGUCUCCGUCUCCGCGGGACCAUGAACCGAAUGCUUGUCAUGGCGGAGCGGACCGGUGUCGGCUGGAAGGUGUGGCUGGCUUUCUUCCUGGCUGUGAUCUUCCUCUUCGUCUAUGUUUGGCUGUUCUAG
Messenger RNA from Canariomyces notabilis, 537 nucleotides. RefSeq lists its product as uncharacterized. The transcript has 4 exons. The record is from RefSeq and is a predicted model, not a curated record. NCBI's taxonomy places the organism in Eukaryota, Fungi, Ascomycota, Sordariomycetes, Sordariales, Chaetomiaceae. Gene Ontology annotation, biological process: endoplasmic reticulum to Golgi vesicle-mediated transport. Bases 1 to 537 code for a protein of 178 amino acids.